CUGAAAGGAUCUAAGAGACCACUUCAUCCAGCUAAAUAAGAGGCUUUUUUUUAAAGGCCAGUUUAAAUCAAUUAUCUGUUGAUUGCAAUCCUGUGUGAAGCGAUCUGACAAUCUCCCUAAACUCAAUUGAGUUUAUUUCUGAGCAGGCAUAAAUGAGAUCACACAUUUAGGUAUAAUUCUGGAAUUCAUGCUUCUAUUAAAUUCUGGGACACCAGUCCAAGAAAAUAUUUGACUUCAUGAGCAAAACACCAAAAUAUUAUUGAGAUAUUUCCAUGGAGGCAAGCAAAACAUAUUUAAAUAGCAUUAAAAAUAAACAGAAUAUUGAAAUGGAUCGAACAAUUCACCCUUUGAACAACAUCAACAAACUAGUUGGAAUAGCUCUUAACCUUAGCAGAUUGAUCUCCUAGCAAUUCCACAACCUCAUUGCUAUCGUAGAAGCUUUUGUGAAACCCAUUUGAAAGUAAAUCGAAACUACCUAUUGUGUAAGGCAGGGUGUCAGCCCUUCGAGGUGGGACUUCACAAGCAGGUGAGCUAGAGAUGAAGAUUGUAGAACCCCACCACCCACUUGCCAUUUUUUUUUGUGCCUCACCUCUUCCAAAUGACCAUCUAUUAACACCUAAUAUUGGGACAGCUCUUCCAGAUUCUUUGGUGUGCCUUGUUUCACCAAUUCAUCUCAGCUCAUCAGCAAGUCCUUCUCAAAAUUGAUUAAUCAGAGCGAAAACAUUCCACCCAAUAUCUCUGGUAAAUAAUUGAAAAUUUGAUGUGGGUGCAAAAAAUAUGUUGAUCUGCUUUUAGCUUUUAACUCUCUUGAUUACCUGUUGCUUUCUUAGCAUAAUCAUCAAAAGAAGCUCUAAAUCUUUGUGUGAAAUUCUGGUAUUUGUCUAAUACUGGACCAUUGCUUUCGAUAAUGGGCAUAUCCCAUUUGGCUGUCUCUCUCAGAAAACUCAGAACAAAAGUAAUCUCGAUAAGAUCUAUAGGAUGUUCUGUCAUCCAACUUCAGUAUAAACCAUCUCAAUGUGAAGCUGUAAAAGUUAGAAUUGACUCUUGAGUGUUUCCAAAACAUUUGUGGCAAGCUCCCAUGUCACUGCUGGUUGAGGUGCCAGCCACUGUGCCAUUGGUUGAGGCAAGUCUUAUCGCAAAUGCUGUGCUAGGUGCAUCAUGGAAUUUUGCUUUGUAAAUCCACUUGGUGUUACAAUAAUGCUGCAGCAAAAUGCUUAGCAGAUGGUUGGAUGAAGAUCGGAUGACCUCUCUUUAAUCAAAGACAAGAGUCUGCUUCUCCUAAUAGGAGAGAUGUCGGUUCUUCAAUGUAGGCCAGGGCAUGCAGGAAACAGAUUUUGCAAGAUAUACAGUACUGGAUUUGUAAUCUACAUUAUAGUAGAAUUUUGGAAACCUAACAGCAUUUUCCCUUCCUCUACCAAAGCAAGCCCGUUUAAAUUUCUUUCUAGAGUUGUCUUCUUUCCUUGACUUAAAUUGUAUUUGGCUAAUUGCUACAUUCCUUUUCCAAGAUCAUAUAUGUGCUUUGGUAUGCUAGACUUACUGAACCACAAAUUUGAAAUCAUGUUUAGAACAUAGUGAAUGUAGGCAUGGUUUGGUAUAUUGUACAAAUGUAACCUAAAUAAUCCUCUUUCUGGAUCUUAAGUGUAGGUAAAAUUAAAUGUAGACAGCCUGCCCUUGAGAACAAUCUUCUCCAAACUAAUGUGUUGGAAGUACUGCUCAAAGAAUUCCCAUUAUGAUGUCACAGUGCUUACUGUUGGUAUCAUCAGGACUCUACAUCAUGUCCAUUCCUGCCAUUUGAAAUGGUGGUCAGUACAUGGAGAGUAGGCAUAUAUGAGCAUCAGGAAAUAAAAUGUCAAGCAGAGGAAGUGCAAGUUCUGGCUCUCUGCCGUCAAAGAAAGGACCAGCAGUCAAGCCUAGUACCAAAUUUAGAGAAGAGGGAGAGACAACUCCAAGGAGAAUAGUAAAGGAGACAAGGGCUGUUGUCAUAGACAUUGGUACCGGCUCCUGCAAAUGUGGUUUUGCUGGAGAACAAAAGCCAAGCCAUGUGAUUUCAUCUACUGUAGGCAAGCAUAUCCAGGAGACAGCAAAAACUGGAGAUAACAGGAAGGAAACUUUUGUUGGAAGAGAACUUCAGGAAGCUACAGUACCCUUAAAACUUGUCAAUCCUUUAAGACAUGGAAUAAUAGUGGACUGGGAUUCUGUUCAAGAUAUAUGGGAAUAUCUUUUCCUUAGGGAGAUGAGGAUUCGACCUGAAGAGCAUGCUGUCCUAGUAUCAGAUCCUCCUCUAAGCCCUACUACCAACAGAGAAAAAUAUGCAGAAAUGCUCUUUGAAACAUUUUGCACUCCUGCUAUGCAUAUUGCUUAUCAGUCAAGAUUGUCUAUGUAUUCCUAUGGAAAGACCUCAGGUCUUGUUGUGGAGAGCGGUCAUGGUGUCUCCUAUGUAGUUCCCAUUUACGAAGGAUACACCAUGCCAAGCAUUACCGAAAGAGUAGACUAUGCUGGAUCUGAUGUCACUCAGUACCUAAUGAAGUUAAUAAAUGAGAAUAUAAAAUUGUUCACAGAGAAAGACUGGAAUAUCUUAGAGGAUAUCAAAGAGAACCAUUGUUUCACUUCGCUGGAUUAUCAACAUGAUGCAGCCACAGCUCCCAGGAAACAUGAGAUUGAAUAUCAGCUUCCUGACGGGCAAGUUAUCAUUAUUGGCAAAGAGAGAUUCUUAUGUGCUGAAAUGCUCUUUAAGCCAUCCUUGAUAAACUCGCAGCAAUUGGGACUUCCUCUCCUGACAAUGACUUCCCUCAACAAGUGUGAUGUCGCCCUCAAAAAGAACCUGAUGGGCAACAUCUUGUUAUGUGGGGGCUGCACCACACUAAAGGGCUUUGCUGACCGCUUCCAGAGAGAGCUGAUUAGAAUGUGCCCAAAUGAUAAUCCCAUUUCAUCAGCUUCUCCAGAAAGGAAAACAUCUGUCUGGACCGGAGGCUCCAUUCUUGCAUCUCUCAAGGCUUUCCAGCAGCUUUGGGUUCAUAGAAGAGAAUAUGAAGAAAAGGGUCCUUUUUACAUCUACCGGAAAUGUUUCUAAAUCCCAAUCAUGAAUCCCUUCGCCUAGGAGAACAGAAUGAAGUUUGGUUGAAGAAAAGGACACACUUUCCCUGCUACCCAUGUAAUAUCAAUCUGAAUGUUAUAUGAUCUGGAUGACAUUCUGUUCUCUGUGUAUUAAAAGCUCCUUGUUGUAACAGCAAAA
Messenger RNA from Pantherophis guttatus, 3232 nucleotides. It is a transcript of the gene ACTL7A, whose product is annotated as actin like 7A. The record is from RefSeq and is a predicted model, not a curated record. Lineage: Eukaryota; Metazoa; Chordata; Lepidosauria; Squamata; Colubridae.